AUGUUGCUAGAUAUAAACGAGCUUGAAACGAUAAAGAAAAAUAUUCAUACAAUGUCUUGUGUUCUUCUGUUACAUUCAAUCGAAAACGACAUCGUAAACGACGUGAUUAUGAAAGAAAAAAACGAAAAGGAAGACUUGAAAAAAAUCACACUGACUGUAGUGGUCGUUGAUGAAAGGACUUCGAUCGAUGCGAUACAUGCUAAGGUAGAUGUUACGUUAAGCUCAAAAAUGAUGUCGCAAAUAACCACCAUAAAGUGGUUGUUGUGUCCCCAUCAUCGCUUUCUCAGUAGCUUUUUCAAUUGA
Molecule: messenger RNA, 303 nt
Organism: Clunio marinus
Lineage: Eukaryota; Metazoa; Arthropoda; Insecta; Diptera; Chironomidae
Source: the annotation of a GenBank genome assembly